UUGGUCUUCUCCCAGCUGCUCUGAAAACUUGUCCCGCCGCGGCGUGUGUGUGUGUGGCCCGCCCAAGGACUUUCCAUCUGUAGCCCAUUGGGACUGCUGUGCGGAGGGGGAGGGCGCGCGCGGAAUGCCCUGGUUGUGCUCACUGCUGGUUUCUUCCUAGCAAAAGGAGAGCGUGCGGGGACUGAGCCUUGGCUGGAUUUGCUGCUCCCUGCUUGUGCUGCUGGUGAGCCUAAGGGACUUGCUAUGGACGGGGAGAGUGAAGUGGAUUUGUCUAAUAACAACAUAACGCCACGGUGGAGAAGGAGGUCCACCCCCGAGCUACAUAUUAAGAGCAAACCUAGACCCCAGUCUUACCAGAGCCCUAAUGGGGUCCUCAUCACAGAUUUCCCUGUGGAAGAGAGGGAAACAUUCACUGUGACUCAGCCUGCUGAAAGGAUAGUUACUCCUCCAGACCACAGAUUAAUCCCUAGGAGCCCCUCCUCCUGUCAAUCCAAUAUGGAAUUUGUGCCAAAUGGAAAAAUAGGGUCUCCGGAGUAUAAAGCAUUAACCCCCCAACUUUCUUCAAAUCGGUUGUCUCAGGCUCUGCAGUUGUGUUCAGAUAACUUAGUGUGCUUUACAGGUGGUGAUACAGUAACCUCAGUGGAUGACACAUUGCUUAAUUCAGUGCCGAUUUCUAGUCAGUCCGCACUUAUCCCAGAUCAUAAACAGAUUGCUUUUCUGUCAACUCCUGAGUCCUUUCCUGGAAAUAUGCCUUUGCCGAAUAACAACACAAUGGCUGUUUUGCCGUUACACUCUGACCAGUUUUCUAAAAACCCAGAGAAGGCAUUGAUGAGUCCCUCAUUGGUUUCCCUGACAGCUCCCUCACAGCCCCAUUUAACUCUCCACAGACUGACAUCCAAUCAGAACCAGCUCUCAGAAAAACAGUCAAUAGUUCUGAGUACAAACAGUCCUGCUGCCCUUAAAGUGGGGAAACAACAGAUCAUUCCUAGGAGUUUGGCUUCUGAGGUAAAACUGACAAACAAAACAGGCAAUCAAAAUGUGGAGCAGAACAAAAGGGUCCUCAAGGUCCGUAGCAUGUUGGAGAUGCUUAAUGUGCCUUUGAUAACUGAUGGUGAUGAAGAGGCAGAAGGUGACCCAGGCAGUCCACGGGCAUUGCGAAGAGGAUUGCGGUCUACUUCCUAUCGAAGAGCAGUAGUGAGUGGCAUUGACUUUGACAGUUCUACAGAUUUUAAGAAAAAAAAUAGAAUGUCCCAGCCAAUACUCAAAGCUGUGAUGGAGGACAAGGAAAAAUUUUCUAGUUUGGGAAGAAUGAAGAAGAAAACACUGAAAGGACAAGGGACGUUUGAUGGGGAAGAAAAUGCGGUAUUGUAUCAGAACUACAAAGAAAAGGCUCUGGACAUAGAUUCUGAUGAAGAAUCUGAGUCCAAAGAACAAAAAUUGGAUGAAAGGAUAGUUAUUCAGUAUAAGCCCCUGAGAUCAACGUGGAGCCAGCUGUCAGCGGUGAAAAAGAAUGGACUGUCUCAGACAAUCAGUCAGGAGGAAAGAAAGAGACAAGAGGCUAUAUUUGAAGUAAUAUCUUCUGAACAUUCAUACUUACUGAGCUUAGAGAUUCUGAUCCGGAUGUUUAAAAAUUCUAAAGAACUGUGUUUAACAAUGACCAAUACAGAAAAACAUCAUCUUUUCUCCAAUAUUGCCGAUGUCUGUGAAGCGAGCAAAAAGUUCUUUAAAGAACUUGAAGCAAGGCAUCAGAGCAACAUCGUCAUAGAUGACAUUAGUGAUAUUGUUGAAAAGCAUACUGCAUCAACAUUUGACCCAUACGUGAAAUAUUGUACUAAUGAAGUGUACCAACAGCGAACGCUCCAGAAACUAUUAGCUACAAAACCAGCCUUCAAAGAAGUUCUGUCACGGAUUGAGUCCCAUGAAGAUUGCCGGAAUUUACCUAUGAUCUCUUUCCUCAUUCUUCCAAUGCAGAGGGUUACACGCCUUCCAUUGCUGAUGGAUACCAUCUGUCAGAAAACCCCAAAAGAAUCACCAAAAUAUGAGGUCUGCAAACGAGCCUUAAAAGAAGUGAGCAAGUUGGUCCGUUUAUGCAACGAAGGGGCACAAAAAAUGGAAAGGACAGAAAUGAUGUACACAAUUAACUCCCAGCUGGAAUUUAGAAUCAAGCCAUUUCCACUGGUCUCCUCUUCCCGGUGGUUAGUAAAAAGGGGUGAAUUAACUACAUUUGUGGAAGACACUGGAUUAUUCUCUAAAAGGACCUGUAAACAGCAAGUGUACUUCUUCCUCUUCAAUGAUGUCCUUAUUAUUACAAAGAAGAAGAGUGAGGAGAGUUACAAUGUCACAGAUUAUUCCUUGAGGGACCAGCUGUUGGUUGAACAAUGUGAUAGUGAGGAGCUGAAUUCCUCACCUGUGAAGAACAGUUCGACUAUUCUGUACUCUCGGCAGAGCUCUACAAGUCAUCUCUUCAGAUUAACUGUUCUUAGCAACCACGCAGGAGAGAAGAUGGAGAUGCUACUGGGGACCGAGACACAGAGUGAAAGAGCUCGCUGGAUUACUGCCCUUGGACAGAACAAUGACAGACAGAAUGCAGACAGAACAACAUUGACACAGGUAGAGAUUGUCAGAACUUACACUGCAAAGCAGUCAGAUGAACUAUCCCUUCAGAUUGCUGAUGUGGUUCUGGUCUAUCAAAAAGUGAAUGAUGGUUGGUAUGAAGGUGAACGAUUGCGGGAUGGUAUGAGAGGUUGGUUUCCAAUGGAGUGCGCCAAGGAAAUCACAUGUCAAACUACAAUUGACAAGAACAUGGAACGUAUGGGACGCUUGCUUGGACUUGAAACAAAUGUGUAGAAUCCCUGAGAUCUGUUUUAUUUGCUGCAGAAUUUGCACUAAGGACCCUCAACAGUGGCUUGAUUUGAUGCUUGUUGUCCCACUACAGCUGUAGUGUGGUAGCUGUGAAUCAUAGAUUUGUAAAAUUAAUGAGGGGAGGAAGGGUCUGUGGGGGGGAAAAGCAUCUCACUAUGUGUAUCUAGAAUAUUUUAAAUUAAACAUCUCUGAAAGGUAAAUGGACUCUUAAAGGUCCCACAACAAAAUGCAGGUGACAUCUUUAGAUAGUCCCCUCUUUCUUGUUUUAGAGUGUAAGAAAGUUAAGUGAAUCCUGAUCUGAGCUAAGGUCUUCCCUGCACUGAAUCCUACCUGGGAAUGUGCGGUAGCCUCUGGAGAGCAGCUCCACAUACCUGUGGCUUCACCUCCAUUUGUCUUUACCCACUCUCCCCACUUUCACUCACACACACGCAGACACAUACUCUCUUUCUCUCUCUCUCUCAUUUUGUUUUUUCGGUAAUUUAAAAACCCUUGACACCUUAGCUUCCUCUGGACAGGCCGACCACUAGUCACCCACAAACGUGUUGACCUGCAAGCAAGCAGCAGUAGCAAACUAAUAUUUGGGAAUUUCCCACUCCUCAGGGGAAAGUUGCAGUUCUGUGUUCCUAACACCUGAUGAUGUUAUGUGUGUGGAUAAAUAGGAGCUAUCUAGCCCCUCCUAUAUCCUAAAUUGGAACCCAUGAGCACCUACUGUAUAAGGUACUCCUUCCUCAAUAGACUCCAGAGAAGAUGGAUACCAAGAAAAAAGAGGCUCCACUGAGUUAAGAGUGCAGAGUUCUCUACUUUUGUAAUAUAAGAGUAUCCUUCAGUUGGGUCUUCUCUUUCUCCUUGGAAUCUAUGUAUCUAUCUCUCUAUGUAUCUAACCUCAGUGAAGGGUUUUUAUAACAUGAGAUUUCCUAUUGGGUUAAUCCUUUAAAACCUUAGCUUCUUGGACUUCCUCCCGCUCAGUGAUGGCUUCUCAUUUCACACACAUUUUUUUUUAUAAAAGCAAUGAUUAAAGUACCUCUGUUUCAGCUAGCAAAGCUAAUGUGUUCUCCAAGGAUUGGAGGGGGUGAACCCAGAACAGUUUUCUUUCGGUCUUUUUCGUUGAUGAUAUUCAAACAACUCAAAUUUUUGUUUCCUUCCAAUGUUGCUUCAGUGUUCAGCUGGGAGGGUUUUUUCAAAGCAAAAAGUAUGUAGUGAACUUCUAAAGUGAGGGGAAGGAAGCUUGGUUUUCAAAGUUCCGGCCUCCAUUCCCAGAACAGAUUAGUGUUACAGUAUGUCUUCUCUUCUAGCUGAGGUGUGAUUCACAGCUUAAGGGGACUUAGGCUAGUUCCUGUUGAUCUAGCAUAGUUGUUAUAAAAAAAAAAAAAGAACGUAGUCCCAGCAGCAGGAUGGGCUAGCCACUCUGAGUGCACACUCGUCAAUGAGAGGAGGGAUUGCCGGAAUUUAUCCAAUAGUGACUAAUGUUUUGUCGACUUUGUCUUGUUAUUCUAAAUCGUCAUUUGACCUCCUGAUUGGAGACUCCAUAGUGCACGUGAUGGUGGGAAAGGGAAUGAUAGGAGUUCCCAUUAGGGCUGCUGAACAUGUUCUCUGUCUUAGAGAGUGCCUGUCAUGACUGCACUUUAAGCAUCACUGGCCCAAUUUUGCCUUGGAAUUUCACAGGAGAAACAACCUCUUAAUGUUGUCUGACCAAAAUGCACUUGUAAAACAGGCAAUAAUUUUCAAUGCAUCUUUUCUGUAGCUAUGUAUUAUGGUUUGCACAUUGUAUGUAUUAUAAAUAUGUUAAUCCUUUUAAGACAAAGCUGCUCAUUCAGCAGGGUUGAAUAAAUGUUAGCACAAAAAAUGAGGUAAAAACUAAUAAUAGAAAGGCUUUCUGCUUGUAACAUUUUCACUCCAUUUUUGGAGGGGCUGCAUGCUGUAAUAUACACUUUAAUAUGUCAGAGGUUUGUAAAUAAAUGUAAUGUUCAUAAGGUAUCCAUGUAACAAUUACACUUAAAAAUAUAUUAGAAGAGCAACAGUUUUGUAUAAAGUAAUUUGAGGAUCCCCAGCCUUGGAAGUUUUUGGCACAUGGUGAAUUAAUUUAUAAGUCAACUGAUGAAACAGUAAUGAGCAUACUGUUAUCUUUGUAAAUUGAAUGAAGUCUUAUUUAACAUAGGUAAAAAUACUGCUAAUUUUUUAACAAAUUAAAAAACUUUACUGUAAAUAGCCAGAUGUUUAACAGGGUAACUGAAUUUUGUUCAGGUUUUUAAAUAUAUUUUAUAUUUUUUCACAUCAUUCUAAUGUUGUAUAAAUGUUUCCAUUUCUCCUUUUACUGGGUACAGGUCUGCAGGAAUUAGACAUCAGUGACCUUGUAGGACAACAAUCAAUAAAAAUGCUUUUUAAAAACUUUACUAAAAAAAAAAAAAAAGCUUUGGACUUUUACUGGGAAAAUACCAAACAUCACAUUUAAAUCCUUGUGGUCAUUUUUUGUUCUUGC
Messenger RNA from Pelodiscus sinensis (Chinese soft-shelled turtle), 5338 nucleotides. Lineage: Eukaryota; Metazoa; Chordata; Testudines; Trionychidae. The record is from RefSeq and is a predicted model, not a curated record.